AUGUGGGUGGGUAGCUCCCUCUAUAGCAGCUCUGCAAAAGUGAUUGUCGGACGUCGUCUGAAGCAACGUCGAGUAGAGGCAUUGGGCCUAUUUCCCAAAGCUCGAGUUGUUCGCGGAAUCGAUUGGAGUUGGGGAAAUCAGGACUGUGUUUCCCCGUUAGCUUCUAGUGGAAGUGGUUCACUCUUGCUGGGCGCAUCCGGAUCUGCUCUAGGAUGUCGAACUGCUGUCCGACCCAGCGGGGAUGAUGCCUCAGCUGGACCAAUACUUCUCCCAACCCAAGGACGUAUUACCGAUAGACGAGAUUGGUAUCCAGGUGCCCCACGUUCCGCUGCUUUAGUUGCUUGGGACAGCGGUGCAUACAAUGCAAUUCGUCCAGCAAAAGGUGGGAGUUAUUAUGUGGAUCACUUACCCUUACUAGCUGAUCUUCGUGAUUGGAAUGCCAAUGAAGCAAGACGGAGUACCGACGAGGUCACAAUUAAUUGCACCGGUGAUGAAGAUGUGGCUGAUCUAUGCCGCGAUGCCUGUGGGAAUCCGUUGGUACCUAAUUGGACUAAUCUGCAGGAAUUGGAGAGCAGGCGUCGCAGAACCACGGUUUCUUCAUCAAAUGCUGAUGCGCAGCGGUAUCGUCGCGCUGCUCAAUCCACUCGCCAGUCAAGUCGAGCUGAAGGUUCAGGGCAUUCGAGUUCGCAUGAGCAUAACAGUACUGCUUCUCAGCGCCUGGCCUCAGCUACUAAUAUAUCACAAGAGCCCGCGGCAUCAAGUUGUUUGAAUGUUUGCACACUUGCCAGUCGACUACAGCUUCAGUCCGGUUCCGUGGAAAGUUAUGCCACAAACCAUCCAACCACAACUCGGCGCCCUGUGGCUGCAACCGGUCGUCUAAGUUCAAGACCCAGUCAAACUAGCUGUGCACGAGAGCGUGAUCUAGAUGACACUUGCAUGAAUCGCGCAUCUGCGGCAUCUGGUGGUGGUCUGCGCAAUCUGGGUCAAACUGCCCGUAGUCUCCUAACCGAUUUACUGCGCAGUAAUACGUCUGGUUGUGCAGUGCAACCGUUGAGUAACUCGGGUUCUACCGGCAGACAUGCUUCUGAGACAACCGGACAGGGACGAGCACAUACAGGAACGCGUUCUGCUAUGACAAGUCCACCCGUGUCUCGAAUUCAGAACCCAUGUAUGAGACAGGAAGAACGCAUCAGUCGGACGACAGAAUGUGGCGCAACGGCCUCUGCUAGAAGCGGCCCGAGAGUUCGAGACCCUUCGGGGACGCACCCUUCUCAGCGACGUGAGACAAACUCCAACGAUCGUUCUCGCCUGGUAACUCUCAUCCCACGAGCCGUGAUGGGUGUUCACACGGAUUCGAUCAAUCGGGAGAGUGUCUGUGCACACACCGAGCCCUCAGGUGUGACCGAUUCGAACGAGCCCGCCUUGCAUAGUGCUCUGCGCAACACUGGACAUCGUCGUGAGACGGGAACACGGUUGGUGUACGGUGUGUACAAUCAACUACACGGAAUUGUUCAAGAAGGUGGAGUUGGUGGCGUAACUGGCUCCGGUCAAGUCAAUGUGACCGCGGAUGCAGACUCAGCAGAGGUGGAACGGCGCAACUGUCAGCGUAACCACUGUCGUGGCCAAGCAGGACACUCCAAUGAGGACUUGAUUCGUGCUGCCGAAGAGGGCAAUGUGAGACGAUUGAAGUGUUUAUUACAGCAUCGACAUGUCAAUGUGGAUUCUAAAUUUGCCGGAGUCACCGCACUGCAUGUAGCUUGUCAAUUGGGCCACGCAGCGUGCGUAGCCGUUCUGCUUCAGUUUGGCGCCAAACGCAGAUUGCGCGUCGGUUCGGGCAAUGAAGCAAUUCAUGCAGCCGCAAUCGGAGGCAACCUGAGUAUUGUUAGACUGCUGCUCUCUUCUCGAAUUCGUCAUUGUUCUGUGAGCAUGCAAACUACAACUAAUCCUGAUGAGGGUGUGUUUUUGGAAUCCGAGGAGUCUGGGACACGUGAUGCAACUGAGGUUUUAUCCUCGGAUGAAGACGAUCUGCCGGAUGUGAACUCGCGGAACUCUUUAGGUCAGACAGCACUGCAUUUAGCAGUGUCUCGUCAUGACUUUUUGAUUGCUCAGUGUUUACUGGAAGAGUUUAAUGCACUGCCGAAUCUUCAGUCGGUGCGCCGAGUAACUCCGUAUUGUCUCAUGUUUGGUUACUGA
Molecule: messenger RNA, 2193 nt
Organism: Echinostoma caproni
Lineage: Eukaryota; Metazoa; Platyhelminthes; Trematoda; Plagiorchiida; Echinostomatidae
Source: the annotation of a GenBank genome assembly